This is a messenger RNA of Strongylocentrotus purpuratus (purple sea urchin), 1675 nucleotides long. Its product is annotated as acyl-CoA 6-desaturase. Lineage: Eukaryota; Metazoa; Echinodermata; Echinoidea; Camarodonta; Strongylocentrotidae. The transcript is spliced from 12 exons. Gene Ontology annotation, molecular function: oxidoreductase activity, acting on paired donors, with oxidation of a pair of donors resulting in the reduction of molecular oxygen to two molecules of water. Bases 228 to 1580 code for a protein of 450 amino acids. Gene Ontology annotation, cellular component: membrane. Gene Ontology annotation, biological process: lipid metabolic process. The record is from RefSeq and is a predicted model, not a curated record.
UGUGCUCUUUUGUUUGUAGAGAAUCUGUUAGAGGGAAACGCCGAAUGGAUGACAUUAUUAUUCUCGAAUAAUUUAUACGGAGAGGUCGCGAAACAGUGAGAUGCCCGAACUGCUCCCCUUGAUUAUUUCGUCGUCUGCAAAAGGGUUGAAUAGUUCGCUAUUUUUGACUGGAAAACUACCUCGAUCAGCUGGGUUUGUUUAAUUCAUUCUCAUAUAUAGUGGCAGCUAUGUGUAAGAAAGAAGAACACUCGAUGUCGUCGCCGGUCUCGACGACGACUGCUUCGAACACGGACACGACGUACACGUGGGAGGAAGUGAGAAAGCACACCGAGGUCGACGACAAGUGGUUGGUCGUCGACGGCAACGUCUACGACAUCACCAAGUGGGCCAAACGACAUCCAGGAGGGAACAAGGUUAUUAGUCAUUACUCGGGCCAAGAUGCUACGGAUGCAUUCGGUGCGUUUCAUCGUGAUCGCCAGUUCGUCAACAAAUUCCUCAAACUGUAUCGCAUCGGACGGGUCGACGACGACGACAACCGGAGCAGCGAACUCGCACACGACUUCGAUAAUGUGAGGGAGCUAACAAAGACAAUGGAUCUGUACAAGCCCAAUUUCUGGUUCUAUGCUUUCCAGCUGGGCCACAUCAUCGCUCUCGAGGUCCUGGCCUACGCCACCGUGCGCUACUUCGGGGCCAACAUCUUCUCCUUCCUCCUGGCCGGUCUCUUCAUGGGGACCAGCCAGACACAGGGGGCCUGGCUCAACCACGACUUCGGUCACCUCUCCGUCUUCAAAUCCACCAAGCUCAACUACAUCGUGCAGGAGUUCGUUUUUGCUGGGAUUCAGGGUGCACCGGCGUCUUGGUGGAAGUAUCGUCAUUAUCAGCACCAUGCUAAACCAAACGUGAUCAACAAGGAUCCCGACAUCAAGAUGGAAAUUUUCUUUCUCGUUGGGGACACGGUACCCAAGGAAGUCGCCAAAGCAAAGACAGGAUUUAUGCCAUACCAACAUCAGCAUAAAUACUUUCCUUUUCUUUUGCCGAUAUUUCUGAUUCCCGUGUACUAUACCUUCGAGUUCUUCCGUUACGUCAUCAAACGUAGAGAAUGGGUGGAGUUAACAUUAAUGAUUGCUUUCUUCGUUCGGCUUUUCUACCUCUUUGCUCCGUUCCUCGGAUUCGUUGGGGCGCUUCUCCUCUUCAUGCUAGCAAGGACUAUUCAGAGUACGUGGUUUGUGUGGGUGAGUCAAGCAAAUCAUAUCCCAAUGGCUGUUGAACACGAUGAAGCAGAUCAGCACUGGGUUCAACUACAGAUGAAUGCAACAUGUAACCUGGAAUCAUCAACGUUGAUUGAUUGGUUUACGGGUCAUCUCAAUUAUCAAGUAGAACAUCAUCUUUUCCCGACCAUGCCAAGGCACAACCUGCAUAAGAUAAGGCCUUAUGUACAAUCGAUGUGUGAGAAACACAACAUCCCUUAUAUCAGGAAACCAUUCUGGACAGCCAUGGCAGACAUUUUGCGAUCCUUGAAAAAGUCGGGCAAUAAGUGGUAUGAGCUUUACAACAUGCUCGACCCAGCCGGUGACCACUGACCUACACAAACCUUUGGAUACAGGUCUAGAAAGCAUCCCUGACGUUAGUCUAUAAUCUUGGCCGGUUUAUUUUACAGUCAAACCUCUCUAUAAAG